UUCAGAGAGGACUAAGGCACAUGUUAUUUCGCCGGCGACAUAUUUUACGCUUGAUUUUCGAUCUUUUUUUUUUCUCCUGUGCUUCGACUUUCGUAUAACUUUCGAUGGAUAAGAUUAAGGAGUACAGAAUAACUUUGCCCAUAUCUGUUGAAGAAUACAAAAUUGGUCAGCUGUACUCCGUUGCAGAAGCAAGUAAAAACGAAACGGGAGGAGGGGAAGGAAUCGAAGUACUCACGAACGAACCGUACGAAAACCACGAAAAGUAUGGCAGCGGACAAUACACUCAUAAAGUGUUCCAUUUAUCUUCAAAGGUUCCAAGUUUUGUUCGAUAUUUGGCACCUAAUGGUUCAUUAGAAGUGCACGAAAAGGCGUGGAACGCUUAUCCGUUUUGCAGGACGGAGUAUUCAAACCCGUACAUGAAGGAAAAUUUCCACAUCAAGAUCGAUACAUGGCAUAAGGAGGGAGAAGGCGAGGAAAAUGUGCACAAUUUAACAGCGGAAGAGCUGAAGAGAAGAGAAGUGAUAGAUAUUAACAUAGCUGAUAACAGUAAAGUUUCUACUUCGGACUACAAGAGAGAUGAGGACCCAACUAUAUUUCAGUCAAAGGAAACUGGGCGAGGUCAUCUUGAUGAAGGAGGCAAGUGGAAGAAAAACGAGAAUUGGCCUAAAAUGACGUGCUACAAGCUAUACCGAGUACAGUUUAAAUGGUGGGGCCUACAGACCCAGGUUGAAAAAUUUAUCAUAAAGGCUGUAACGCGACUCCUCACCAACUUUCACCGGCAGUUGUUCUGUUGGUUGGAUAAGUGGUUUGGUAUGACCAUAGAAGACAUACGGAGGCUUGAAGAUGAGACCAAAGAAGAACUAGUUAAGUUACGAAGUGAAGGAGAAGCACGUGGAAUGAGUGAGAAAUGAAUAACUAACUAAACAAGGCACAUUAUGAUUCGACUGAACUAGAAUGUUAACCUAUUAGAGUAGAUAUAGGAAACUCGUACAAAUUACAAGACGAGAGCUGUUUUUAUAGUGGGCUUUCACCGGUUAGAAGUCCCCAUGACAAGGUUUUAACGAUUUUUUUUUUCCAUCGGUAACCAUUGCUUUGCUCGUAAAAUUCUUCUUCAAUGCUGUUAUUCAGGUAGCCACGCUGCUCAUGUUAAUUUGUAGAUAUAACAAUGUCGACAAUACUUGAUACGUUGGUAUUGACAUGGGGUGCUUAAAAAAGUCCGUCUGUGCAUUUAAGUUAAUUUUCGAGAUGUAUUUAUCUAGGAUUAGAACAUCGAUUACCACAAAAAUUUUCCUUUGUGGUGUAUGGUUAGAACUAUUCAUACAUCAGUCGAGUUUCUGAAUCAGCAUGAUGCCCUCAAUAUGAAAGUGUCUGUUUCUGAUAAUUAAAAAAAAAAUUGCAACACUGUACUUAGUUAUCAGGGGUAAGUUGUUGUUGUUGUUGUUUUUUUUUUCAUGACUUUGCAUUGUCUGUGCCUUGUUUAUCAUAGUGCAGUUGAAGGAUUAAUGUUUUCAACUGAACCCUUCAGAAACUCUAAUUUUGUUGACUCUUUAAAUUGUCUUUCAUAUGUUAACUGGAACAUUGUAGUAUGCUUCAUCUUGAAUUCAAGAAAAGAUUCUGUUCAGGCUUCAUGGUUUAGUUGGUUGUAUCAAGUUUUUAUCUUGGCAUGGCAAGUCAUGAACUGCUGUGAUUGACAUCCCAUUAAGGAUAUUGGUACUCGUAAACAGUAAAUGAUUGUUGAUGGGUAGACAUCCAGAAAAACCCAAGGUCAUGGUUUUACCAUGUUAGGUGGAAUGCAUGUUAUAAAUACACAUAUAGCACAGCAGUGAAUGGAGAAAUAGUAGAAUAUUUGGAUUCUUGCUAAAGUCCAAGUGAAUAUUCUAUAUUGAAUGCUUCUGUUUAAGGGAGUGAACUCGGAAAGCUUUGAUGUUCAGUUUUGGAGUCAGAUAUAAUUCCAAAAGUGACUGAAUUUGACACCUGAAGCACAACAAACAGUUGUCUCUCCUCUAGGUAGGCCUGCAGUAGAAUCUUGUUGUAAUAUUGAUACAGACCCUCUCUUGCAUCUUACUUGCAAAAAAAAAAAAAAAAAAAAAAAAAAAAAAAAAAAAGAACUUUUUGUUUUUGAUAGGGUUUACAGAAUGUUUGUAAUUUGAUAAGUAAUUGACAACAUGCAUUGAAGUACGAUUCACUAGAUGACUGUAUAAUGCUAGUAUACUGAGAUUAGCUACAAAGUGGAAUAUUCUUCUAAAAUCACUCUUAGGAUUUUAAGCACUACUGACAUAAAUAAUUCAAUAAACAAUUCCAAUGUGAGCAUUA
This is a messenger RNA of Stylophora pistillata, 2313 nucleotides long. Its product is annotated as phosphatidylinositol transfer protein beta isoform. Gene Ontology annotation, molecular function: phosphatidylcholine binding; phosphatidylcholine intramembrane carrier activity; phosphatidylinositol binding. Lineage: Eukaryota; Metazoa; Cnidaria; Anthozoa; Scleractinia; Pocilloporidae. Gene Ontology annotation, biological process: phospholipid transport. The record is from RefSeq and is a predicted model, not a curated record. Gene Ontology annotation, cellular component: cytoplasm.